Messenger RNA from Saccharomyces kudriavzevii IFO 1802, 903 nucleotides. It is a transcript of the gene LEE1, whose product is annotated as Lee1p. NCBI's taxonomy places the organism in Eukaryota, Fungi, Ascomycota, Saccharomycetes, Saccharomycetales, Saccharomycetaceae. Bases 1 to 903 code for a protein of 300 amino acids. Gene Ontology annotation, molecular function: metal ion binding; ubiquitin protein ligase activity. Gene Ontology annotation, biological process: protein polyubiquitination. The record is from RefSeq and is a predicted model, not a curated record. The transcript has a single exon.
AUGGAUACUUUUGAUAACAUGUCUGUGUUAAAUCAUCCGGGCAGUAACGCAAGGAGAAACUCCAAAUCAGCAAACGAGAUAUUUGCACCCCAGAUCCAAGAUCUGGAGAAUAUACCAAGAUCUUUCAACGAUAGCAACGCAAAUGUGGAUUUACCCAAAAACUACAAUGCCGCUAAUCAACUGCCCUUUUCGUCCCAACAGCAAAAGGUCAUUAUGGAACAUCUACUGAUAACGAAAAACAAUUCUCAGCAGCAGAAAGACUACUCUCACGUGCCAUGUAAAUUUUUCAAGAUGGGCAAUUGUCAGGCUGGCUCCUCCUGCCCUUUUUCUCAUUCACCAGACAUCAUCAGUUCUGCAAAUAAUUUGCCCUGUAAAUAUUUCGCAAGGGGCAACUGUAAAUUCGGUAACAAGUGUGUCAAUGCUCAUGUUUUGCCGAAUGGGUUGAAAAUGAACAGCAAAGAGCCCAUUGAAAUUACUCCUCCACAUAAUAAUUACUUUUCUCACGCUAGAUCCGCUUCUUUCUCUACUUACAUGUCUCCUCCACUCUCUGCACACACGGAAUUUUCUCAUUCUGCUUCGAAUGCAAACUGUUUUACCUCACAAUACCCAAUGGCUUCACCCCAGAAAAGCCCUGAGAUACUAAAUACAGAAUUCUUUUCUCCUCCUUCUUCUUCUUCUUCGUACAUCAAUUAUAAUUACAAUAACGCGAAUAUCAAUGCUUACUCUCCCGUCUCAUCAUCUUCAUCCAAUAUCUGGCAAGAGCAAGGCCAAACCACAUUAUCGAAUUCAAGCGUGAACCAGAAUCUCAGGUAUCGCACCGGACCUGCGAUUCAAGAAGAAUCAGACAAUGAAAUCGAGGAAUUAUUAAUUCAUGAUUUCAAGUCGAGACAUUGUCCAGAAUGA